Brenthis ino (lesser marbled fritillary) is the source of this 2739-nucleotide messenger RNA. The record is from the annotation of a GenBank genome assembly. Lineage: Eukaryota; Metazoa; Arthropoda; Insecta; Lepidoptera; Nymphalidae.
AUGAGUGAGACCGACGAUACCGAUAUUCUUUUGCUGAUACCUCCGAACUUCUUUCUUGUGGAAAGUUCUAGCUCUGAGGAUACCUUCCUGGAGUCUUCUAGAACGGUUGUACAAAAACCGGUUUCUUGUACUGCACAAGUUCUUGGAAAACUAGUUGAUCAAGUGCAUUCAUUGGAAUCUCGUUUGGAAACCUUAGAAAUUGAUACUAGUAACGCUUUCUCAACGGUUGGUUCUUCUAAAGUUAAGGGUUGGGAUUCAGAAAGUGUCAAUAGCCGUAGUAACGAUCGCAAAAGCUUUACAUUUCCUCGUAGACGACGCCGUAAGACCAGAAGAGAAAAACGUAGAGAUAACUCUUUGACCAGCCUGGAUUCCAUUUAUACACGAGAGAAAAGUUUCAAUAUAAAUAAAUUUGAACAACUGAAUACAAAAUCUAUUGAACUUCCACUAAAUGAUUUACAAAGCAUGGAUGGAGAUAUUAGCAGCAUUGUAUCCACUCCAAGUAAGAAGAAUGACAAACUUCUUCUACACGAAAUAGAUGAGUUUUUAACUAAAGUAGAAUCAUACGAAACUCCUGAUUUAAAUCUAAAAGAGCAAAGUGAUAUAAAUCCAGAAUAUGUUAUCCAGGCAACAGGCGAUUAUAUAUCUCAAAAAUUGGACCCGAAGAGUUCAGGUGAAAUACAGUUACCAAGUGGGAGAACAGUGCCAUCUAGUGUUCUAGAUAAGUAUAUCUAUUUAGUAAGGAAUAGUGCAAAUCAAUCUCCACAAGCUAGUACAUCUACUACAAACUUACGACCUGACAAUGAUACAAGUUAUAAUACUCAAACUCAACAUAUUAAGCAAGAUAUAAAAUCUCCAAACAUAAGAAAACUUAACUUCUCAGAAACUAAAGAAGUCCAGCCAACAUCAACUCCAAAACGAAAUAAUCAGCCAAUGGCCAAUUAUUCAGAUACAUUUAAACCAUCCUCAAAUAAAAUUUUGGAUCGAGCAUCAAAAGUUUUAGAGCAUUACAAAUCUCAAAAUUACAGUCGUAAUACUCAAAGCUCUAUAACUGAUGCUAGUGAUAUAAUGUCGUUAAAGAAAGAAGAAUUUAAAAUGCCUCAAGUAAGGCCUUUUGGCUUUGACCGAGAUGCUUAUAAAAUUGAUUCUAUAGAUACAGAUUUAUUAAGUUUAAGUGAACUUUGGAGUGAGAAACCAGACAGGGGAGAAAAAGUAGAUAGCAUUAAAUUGGAGGAAGAGAGAUUAAAGAGAGAGCAUUGUGAGGCUAUGAUCCAACAACUACAAAGGAAGCUUCUAGAACAACAAGAGAAGUUGGCAGUUGCUAUUAAAGUUGACAGAGCUAAAGACGCAGCGAUUAACAAACUAAAGGAAGCAUGGUUAAGGCUUACUGGUAGCUUAGAUAAAGCAGAAGAGAGACAUAGAACAGCUCUGGAUAAGAUGUGUCGUGAAGUAGAUAACUUUAAAAUGGUUGCCGGUGAUGCUCAAAAGAAAACUAGUCAUUUUGAAACAGAACUAUACAAGGCAUUGGAUCUCGCUCAUGACUAUCAAGAAAAAUGCAAGCAAUUAACAAAUGAAAAGAAAGAACUCCAAGAAAAUUUAGACAAAAUUGUAAUAAACAGAGAUGAAGCUAUAAAAUUGAAGGAGAAAGAAAUCGAGGUGUUAAAAGAAAACUAUGAAACCGUGAUGAGAUUAAACAAACAAUCUACGGAUUGUGUUAAGAAUUUGGAAGAUGCAUUAGAAAAGGAACGUUCAGACCACGAACAAGCAAAAUGUAAAGCAAAUGAUCUAAACAAUAAAUUACAGUCAGUGAAUGAAGAGAAGUCAUUAAUACAACAAGAAUGCGAUAUAUUGAAGAACAAAGUGAAUGAAGAACGUUCUAGAAGUAAUAUACUAGAACAUCAGUUGUGUGAUUCGCAGAACCAAGUUAGCGAGUUAUUGAAGAAAUGUGACACUUUCGAGAACGAAACAAAAAUCCUCAAAAAGCACCUGGAGCUGCAGAAGGUGGAACUCAAGAAUCAUUACCAGCAGCAACUAGAGGAUGCAGUUCUAGGCAAGUUGCAGGAGUUUCAGAAGCAGUUGGAACUUGCGGAGAGAGAUAUGGAGAUGGCGUCCAGAAACAAAGAGUUGCAUAUAGUGGAUACAUUUAAUAAGCAAAUCGUGAGAAUUGAGGAACAACACAAGUUAGAAGUGAAUGUGUUGGAGGAAAAGCAAAAGGAAGAAAUAAAACUGUACAGACUACAAUUAGCGCAAGCCAGCGAGAAGAUAGGGCUGUUAGAGAGUAAACUAGAGUCGUACAGACGCCGUCGAGGCGAAAUAGCGUCGCAAUUACAUGGAGUGAUGGAAGCCCAGUGGCGGCAGGCGCUACGUAUACUCACCAGUGGCAUCAGCGGGGGUGCUGGCGCUACUGGUGCCACUGGUAGCUGUGCAACUGGUGCUACUGGUGGGCGCGUUCUGGAAACCUCGCUGGUAGAGUCCGUGGUUUCCCUACCAGAGUACUCGAAGCCGCCUCCAUUAUCGCUGCCCACAGAGGCCCUACGCUCUAAGGAACUGCAGUUCGACCAACUAAAUGACCACGAGCUACAACAAUAUAUUAAAACGUUACUAGCAAAGCCAGCGCACUUCGACUCUACGUCGCCUGAGAUGAACCCUAAAGAAGUGAACGAAGAGCCCACCAGCGACCGGCCGGAGCGCCGGGAGCGAGUGCGCCGCGCCCUGGCCAGCGAGAAACCGCCUUGGAAAGCU